AUGUCUGCCAAAGCUCAAAACUCUAUGCGUGAAUUGAAGAUCGAAAAGUUGGUCUUGAACAUUUCUGUUGGUGAAUCUGGUGAUAGAUUAACCAGAGCUUCUAAGGUUUUAGAACAAUUAAGUGGUCAAACUCCAGUUCAAUCUAAGGCUAGAUACACUGUCAGAACUUUUGGUAUCAGAAGAAACGAAAAGAUUGCAGUUCAUGUUACCAUUAGAGGUCCAAAGGCUGAAGAAAUUUUGGAAAGAGGUUUGAAAGUUAAGGAAUAUCAAUUGAGAAACAAGAACUUUUCUGCCACUGGUAACUUUGGGUUUGGUAUUCAAGAACACAUUGAUUUAGGUAUUAAAUAUGAUCCAAAUAUUGGUAUCUACGGUAUGGAUUUCUACGUUGUUGUAGGUAGACCAGGUUUCAGAGUUGCCAGAAGAAAGAGAUGUCAUUCUACUGUUGGUAACAGCCACAAAGUUACUAAGGAAGAUUCUAUUCAAUGGUUCAAACAAAGAUACGAUGCUGAAGUUUUAUACAAAUAA
This is a messenger RNA of Saccharomycodes ludwigii, 525 nucleotides long. RefSeq names its product 60S ribosomal protein uL5 (gene RPL11A). Gene Ontology annotation, cellular component: ribosome; cytosolic large ribosomal subunit. Gene Ontology annotation, molecular function: structural constituent of ribosome; RNA binding. Gene Ontology annotation, biological process: translation. The record is from RefSeq and is a predicted model, not a curated record. NCBI's taxonomy places the organism in Eukaryota, Fungi, Ascomycota, Saccharomycetes, Saccharomycodales, Saccharomycodaceae. The coding region runs from base 1 to 525 and encodes 174 amino acids. The transcript has a single exon.